Saimiri boliviensis boliviensis (Bolivian squirrel monkey) is the source of this 2512-nucleotide messenger RNA. Lineage: Eukaryota; Metazoa; Chordata; Mammalia; Primates; Cebidae. The record is from RefSeq and is a predicted model, not a curated record.
GGGGAGCCACACUGCCUGCAGGCGGGGCAGACUGCGGAGCUCACAGGCCAGGCUCUGCGGCCCAGGCAGGCCCUAGGGUGGGAAGAUGGCAGGUGAGGGCAGCGACCUCAGCACCCGGAUGUUCAUGGAAGACCAGGAUGUAGAUGAGGGGCUUCUCUAUGACACUCUAUUCAAGCACUUCAAAAGAUAUAAGCUGGAGAUUUCAAAUGCAAUAAAAAAGACAUUUCCAUUCCUUGAGGGCCUCCAUGAUCGUGAACUCAUUACAGAUAAAAUGUUUGAAGAUUCUCAAGAUUCUUGUAGAAACCUGGUUCCCAUACAAAAAGUGGUGUACAAUGUUCUGAGUGAACUGGAGAAGACAUUUAACCUGUCAGUUCUGGAAGCGCUGUUCAGCAAUGUCAACAUGCAUGAAUACCCCGAUUUAAUUCACAUUUAUGAAAGCUUCAAAAAUGCAAUCCAAGGCAUGUUAUGUUUCCAAGAAAGUGAUGGAAAAGAAAACAGAGAGAGGCCUGACAUCCAACUAAGUCUUAAACGAGGAGCAGAGCGACCAGCACGUGAAAAGGAGAAGGGUCCUUGUGUCAUGUGUUUCUCAGAAGAAGUCUCAGAAGAAGUCCCAGAAGGCCCAGAAGCAAAUAUGGAAAGUGACCAAGCAUGUGGCCAAAUGGAUCCUCUGGAUAUUGGAAAAAAUUCUACUUUGGGAAAACCCAAGAGGAAAAGAAGAAAAAAGAAGGGGCAUUGCUGGACCAGAAUAAGAAGGACAACACAGAAAAAAAUCCAACAGACUGGUAACGGCAAAGCCGAUGGCCAGCUGGUCUCCAGUAAAAAGAAGGCGAAUGUGAAUCUGCCAGGCCCUUUCAAGAUUAGGGGGAGAAAGAGAGGCAGACCUAGAGCCUGCUUCACUCAGAGUGACAGAGAUCCACAGAAAAGAGUCCAAUCAAGAGCUUCAAGAAGGUACAAAGAUGAAACUGUGGAUUUUGAGGAUCCCGCACUUCUGGUGACCUGUGGUGAGGUAAAGGGGAUUUUAUACAAGAAGAAAUUGGAACGAGGAAUCUUGAUGAAGUGUAUACAGACUGAGGAUGGAAACUGGCUCAGCCUCAGGGAAUUUGCAAUCAAAGGAGGCUACGCAAGAACAAAGAACUGGAAGCUGAGUGUGCGCUGUUAUGGGUGGCCCCUACAACGGCUGAUGGAGGAAGGAUUUCUACCUAAUCCUCCAAGAAUUUAUUACAGGAACAAAAAGAGAAUACUGAAGACUCACAAUACUUCAGUUGACCCUUGUAUGAGAAACGUGGAUGAGUGUGAGGUUUGCCGGGAAGGAGGGAAGCUGUUCUGUUGUGACACUUGUUCAAGAGUCUUCCAUGAGGACUGCCACAUCCCACCUGUGGAAACUGAGAAGACCCCGUGGAGCUGCAUCUUCUGCAGGAUGAAGGAGUCUUCAGGAAGCCAACAGUGCUGUCAGGAAUCUGAGGUCCUGGAGAGGCAGAUGUGCCCUGAGGAACAGUUGAAAUGUGAAUUCCUCCUCUUGAAAGUCUAUUGCUGUUCUGAGAGCUCCUUUUUUGCCAAGAUUCCAUAUUAUUAUUAUAUUAGAGAGGCGUGUCAAGGCCUGAAGGAGCCCAUGUGGUUGGAUAAAAUCAAGAAGAGGCUGAAUGAGCACGAUUAUUCCCAUGUGGAGGGGUUUGUACGAGACAUGCGCCUCAUCUUCCAGAACCACAGGGCAUCAUACAAGUACAAGGAUUUUGGCCAAAUGGGACUUCGACUGGAAGCUGAAUUUGAGAAGAAUUUGAAGGAAGUGUUUGCUAUUCAGGAAACAAAUGGGAUUAAUUAACUGGUUUAGUGGAUGCUGAAGGCGUUCAGCAAGUAGUACCCCAAAAUAUGCCACUUACUUCAAACUGAGGGCACUCGGACACAGCACAUGCAGGGAGAGGCUUUUCUCUGAGCCUCCCUCAUCUGCCCAAAGACGAAUCCUCCAAAGGAAAUUCAAUCAUCAUGAAUCCCAUCGCCAACAAUCUCAUCAGCCAGGGAAGGGUAACUGGGACUACAGGGAAGGAGGUGGGAAGUGACACCAGCACAGACAGACAGUCACCUCUUCUCCUGAGGGCUGCUCCAGACAUUUAUUACUCACAAGACCUUUUAUCUGAAAAACCAGACAAGCUUUAUUCAGGACACACUUCUUCCUUUCCCCCUCCCACUUGUCUGGCCACCUCCCUGCAGAAGCCCGGGCCCCAUUCUUUUCGAUAGCUCAAGAUGGUGAAUCAUCUGACCCUUCUUGGAGUCUUGUAUUUCAUGGGUCUCCUGUGCAAACAAAUAUUAUUAAAAUUUUUAUCCUCCUGUUAAUCUACUUAUGGCAAUUUAAUUUAUUCAUAGCUCAGCCAACAAACCUAGCAAAGUAGAGGGAAGCCAUUUCUCACUCCCCUGCAAAGCUGUUGGUAUCCUGGCACCAUCUCCUCUUCUGGCCAGGUCUUUUCAUCCACAGCUGCUGAGUGGUGGCUGCUAUUGCCAGCAGUCUCCAGAUUAUUAC